AGCAGGCAGUGGCACAGUGGCACACCGCGCUGAAUAGACGCUUAGUCAUCCAUCAACUGGAAUCAUGAAUCCCCUAAAUAUUUUGAACCGCGGUGCCUCCAUCCUGGCCCUGGUCUGCGUGGUGUCCGCAGCGCCGCAAGGAUACGGUGCCGGAGGCGACGGCGGACUGGGAGUCGAUCUCGGCGGCGCAGGAGGCCACGGUGGUGCAGGAGGCCACGGCGGCAGCGGCGUUGGAGGCGGCAGUGUGCUUCCUGGCGUCCUGGUCGGCAGCGGUGUGCUUCCUGAAAGUGCCAUUGGCGGUGUAGGUGGGUGUUUGGAGGUGGUGGUGCUGGAGGUGUCAUUGGAGGAGAAUACAGCGCACCAAGUGCUGGUGCUGUUGGAGGCAUCGAUGCCGGUGUUGGUGGAGGAUUCGAUGGUGGUGUUGCUGGAGGCGCUGCUGGUGUUGCCAUCGGCGAGGAAUACACAGCCCCGGCUGUAGUCCCUGAAGUCUCUCCCAUCAGCCCCCCAGGAAGCGAAUAUGCUGCACCUCACUAAAUUUAUUGGAGUAGAUAAUAAAGAAUACUAAAUAUA
Penaeus vannamei (Pacific white shrimp) is the source of this 570-nucleotide messenger RNA. The record is from RefSeq and is a predicted model, not a curated record. NCBI's taxonomy places the organism in Eukaryota, Metazoa, Arthropoda, Malacostraca, Decapoda, Penaeidae.